Closterium sp. NIES-67 is the source of this 2398-nucleotide messenger RNA. The record is from the annotation of a GenBank genome assembly. NCBI's taxonomy places the organism in Eukaryota, Viridiplantae, Streptophyta, Zygnematophyceae, Desmidiales, Closteriaceae.
CGAUCACUCCCCCCUGCACACAACACAAGCCCUCACUGCACUGCCAUAGUUACAGACAGCAGUAGUGCAUACCUGUAGGUACACCUGACCUGACCAAACCAGCCUCAACGCCACAUGGAUUCAAGCCAAGCUUCCUCCCUUUAGAGUCUACCCUUUCUCUCUUUGCCGAAGCUCUCCCGCGGCCCAGAUCUGAUACCUGUAUUCGCGCGGCGGGUGUCUGGUCUGGCGGCCGCCUCCGUUGCUCAACGCGAAGCGACGAUCUUGCGCGCUUCGCUGUCAAGCUGACCUGCCGGAUUAGGGUUCUCCCACGUCAGAUUCGCAGCCGUUGGUACCUCCCCGCGCUCCUCGCGCUCCCGGCACGUGCGCGUUCUGUUGACGGGUAUUGCAUUCGUCCCAUCUUCAUCCGAUCUCGCAGGUGCAGUGCAGCAGCAGCCGCACAAGUAGAGCACGGCAGAAGACGAGCAUAGAAGCGAGAAACGGUUCUCUCCAGGGCAGAGAAUCUGAUACCUCGUAGUAGCCGUUGAUCGCUGGACUUCCGGCGCUGUUCUGCCGCCCGCCGCACUCCCUUGGUUGGUUGCAGCCUGCAAAACGCUCCACAACAGGGUUCCGUUCCACCACACCUUAUCCCCUUCCAACCCCCCCAUGGCUUCUGGGGUGGGAGACCCCAGCAGCAGCAUUAAUGGCACCAGCAGCAGCAGCAGCGGCAGCAGCAGCGGCGGCGGUGGUGGCGGCAGCCAGACUACCAAUAAGAGCAGUACCGCGGCCACGGUGACUACUGACACUCCUCUGCCGUCCUCCGCCCCCUCCUCCCCGCCUGCAACCGCCUCCCAUGCGCCCGCCGCUUUCGGCUCCCCUUCCUCCACGGCACAGCCCCCCCCUGGCGCUGUGACCUCCUCUCCUGGCGCCAACGUGCGCUCCUCCCCCUCCUCCUCUGCAGCCGCUGCAGCAGCCGUUGCCAAGCUGUCCAUCGGGCCCACCCCUCUCAUGCUCCCCGCCACUGCUGCUCGUGGGAUCGUCCUCGAGUCCCCAGGCCCCUCCUCUGGGGUGGCGCCUUCCCCAGGUGUGCCUGCAUUCGCCCCGCCGUUUGGGGCCAGGUUUACGGACAGAGGGGGGAGCGUGAGCGCGGGAGGAGCAGGGGGAGGGGGAGGGGGAGGUAGCAGUGGGGGGAGAGUGGGGGAAGAAAUCGGUGAAACGGGUAUUGGAGGGGGGGGGAGGGGGAAGCAGCAAGAGAGAGCAGUAGGGGGGAGAGGUGUGAGGGGGAUGGAGGGAGUGAAGGAGGAUGAGGCUGAGGGGCGAGAUGUGGAAGUGGCUGGUACUGGUGGUGGUGGUGGUGGUUGUUCAAGCACAGGAGUCGGAGGAACCGUGGGAUCAAAUGGAGCAGGGCACCACCAUCAACAGCACCCCCACAUGCAUCACUCUCAGGCACAGGGUCAUAGCCAUGCCCAUGGCCAUGGUUAUGGGCAUACACAUGGCCAUGCACAGACACAUGCACAUGCACAUGCGCAUACGCAUGGGCAUGCACAUGGGCAUGCAGAGCGGCAUCAUGGGCCAAAUGCAGGAUCAGCAGCAGCAGCAGGGGGGGGAGCAGCAGCGGGGGGAGCAGGGGGGGCAGCUGCAGCAGCAGCAGCAGCAGCAGCAGCAGCAGCAGCAGCAGCAGGGGGGGGAGCACGGCCGCGCCUCAGAGUGGCGUAUGAGGGGAAUCGGGACGAGAGCGCGAUGAUGGCUGGCAGCAUGAAGUUUGCUCCCACUCCCAGACAAAAGGAUCCGCUUAACCGCUCCAUGGGGCGGUAGAUAGAGUUAGGGAGGGGUGCUGCUGAAGUCAAGUGGCAGACAACGAAGAGCCCACUGUGAAUUGUGCUGUGGUCCCUCAAUCCCUCGCUCCCUCUCGCGCUCUCUGCUCCCACCCUGCCCUCUCCCUUUUUCCUCUCACCUUCCCUUUCCCUCUCACUUCUUCCCCUUGCUCCACAUUCCUCUCCCCUCCCUUCUCCCCCCUCAUCUCCUCCCUCCCACUUACCGUACAUCUACCAUGGAUGCUGCUUUUUUGGCAAAUGCAUUAUCUUACCGUAUAAGCUCGGCUAAAGGACUCCCUGAAAUUUAAGCCCCAUGGAUCUUUUUAACGGGGUGGGUCUUAUCCUACGCAUCCAGAUAUUGAGGACCCCCUUUUUUGGCGCUUGUAGCAUGAGACCCCUUUCCAGCUAGCUAGCGGUCUGGGUGAGACUUCGCGUCAGCGCAUUUGGCAAAUGAGGUAAACUUGCUUGGCGCAUGCUGAGUGGUGAAAAUUUUCCAGCGCAAGCUCAGGAAACAGGCUUUGCGUCGUCCUUGUUUGUGUUGUGUGUCAGAAUAAUUGAGCUAGAAUGUGUGAGUACAAGGGUAUAUCGAAUAGGGUGUUGUACCCUCU